CCCGCUCUUUCCUCCCUCCUUUCGCGUGUUUUAGAAUGGCUACUCGCAAGGAAUCAACUUCGACGCCAACCGCCCCGAUGGCUUCCACGUCUCCGGGAGCAACUUUGGAUUCUCCUGUGAAGCAAAUUCAGAUCGAGGGUCUGGUGGUCCUGAAGAUGAUCAAGCAUUACCAGGAGGAAGGUCAGGCCAGUGAGGUGGUUCAGGGUGUGCUACUGGGCCUGGUGGUGGAGGACCGGCUAGAGAUCACCAACUGUUUCCCCUUCCCUCAACACACCGAGGACGACGCUGACUUUGAUGAAGUCCAGUACCAGAUGGAGAUGAUGCGUUCUCUACGUCAUGUGAACAUUGACCAUCUUCAUGUGGGCUGGUACCAGUCAACCUAUUAUGGAUCAUUUGUCAGCCGGGCCCUGCUAGACUCUCAGUUCAGCUACCAGCACGCCAUCGAGGAGUCUGUUGUGCUCAUUUACGAUCCCAUUAAGACAGCCCAGGGCUCCCUGUCCCUGAAGGCUUACAGGUUAACACCCAAACUGAUGGAGAUCUGCAAGGAGAAGGACUUCUCAGCUGAGGGAUUGAAGAAGGCCAUGAUUGGUUUUGAGCACAUGUUUGAGGAGGUUCCCAUCGUGAUCAAGAACUCCCAUCUGAUCAACGUUCUGAUGUGGGAGCUAGAGGAGAAGUCCACUGUGGCCGACAAACACGAGCUGCUCAACCUCUCCAGCAGUAACCACCUGGAGAAGUCUCUUCAGCUCCUGAUGGACAGAGUGGAUGAUAUGAGUCAGGACAUCGUCAAGUACAACACCUACAGCCGUAACCUCAGCAAGCAGCAGCAGCAGAAACACCAGUAUACCCAGCGGCGCCAGCAGGAGAAUGCUCAGAGACAGACCAGAGGAGAGACUCCUCUACCGGAGGAAGAUGUCACCAAGAUGUUCAAACCUCCCCAGCCCCCUCCUCGCAUGGACACUCUCCUCAUCGCAGGGCAGAUUAACAAUUACUGCCAGAAUGUGAAGGAGUUCACCUCUCAGAACCUUGGCAAGCUCUUCAUGGCUGAGGCCCUUCAGGGACACAACAGCUAGAAGAGGAGGAAGAGGAGGAGGAGGAAGAGGAGGAGCUAAGGAAGAGAGGAGAUGGAGAUGCCCCUUCCACCCAAUCAGAAUGAAGAGAGGAGAUGGAGAUGCCCCUUCCACCCAAUCAGAAUGAUCAAUAUAGGCCUGUGUUCUAAAUGGUACCCUGUUCCCUUUAUGGUGCACUACUGGUCAAAACUAGUGCACUAUAUAGGGAAUAGGGUGCCAUUUGGGAGGCAUCGUAUGACUGGAGGAUUGAUGUGAAGAUGAGAGAUAAUAAUAAAAAACGUUAAAAAACCGAAA
Molecule: messenger RNA, 1361 nt
Organism: Coregonus clupeaformis (lake whitefish)
Lineage: Eukaryota; Metazoa; Chordata; Actinopteri; Salmoniformes; Salmonidae
Product: eukaryotic translation initiation factor 3 subunit H
Exons: 8
Coding region: 36-1070 (344 amino acids)
Cellular component (GO): cytosol; cytoplasm; eukaryotic translation initiation factor 3 complex
Molecular function (GO): metallopeptidase activity; protein binding; translation initiation factor activity
Source: RefSeq, a predicted model, not a curated record